Messenger RNA from Homalodisca vitripennis (glassy-winged sharpshooter), 4222 nucleotides. RefSeq lists its product as uncharacterized. The record is from RefSeq and is a predicted model, not a curated record. The coding region runs from base 369 to 4070 and encodes 1233 amino acids. Gene Ontology annotation, molecular function: calcium ion binding. Lineage: Eukaryota; Metazoa; Arthropoda; Insecta; Hemiptera; Cicadellidae. The transcript has 13 exons.
GUCACUUUAGUCCUCUUUCCCCUCCGCUCAGUAGUUUUCUACCUCUCUGAGGUGUAGUGUUUGUGUCGCGGCGCCCGCGCUCGUAGUGUUUUUGUGUAUGGUGAUCGGUCAGUACUCCUAUAGUAGCAGAAUAAGAAGGGCCAAUCAAUUUCCAGAGCAAAGCAACGGAAAGUUAAUAAGAGAAAAUCAUCUCACCGGGAGUGAUUUUCUAGGUGUGUGACUCGAAGUGGGGUAUGAGCGCGGCCAGCAGGAGGCAGUGAGUGAUUGACAGUGGUGAUGGUUGUGACAGUGAUUGUGAUUGUGAUGUGAUACAGCUAUAGUGACUGUGGCCGUAGUUACGUUGGACACAUGACCAUGGUAACAGAGCCAUGGUGACGACAGAGAUGACGAACGUUGUCCCGCUGUUGUUCCUUCUCAUCCUCCCGUUCUUCGUACAAUCACAAGAGAACUGGAGUGAUGGCAAGACAGCUUUGGACCCAAGCCCUUCUGUUUUUUCUCUUGGAAGAAGCAGUGAAGACGUCAUUGAUUCAUCCGUUAGGCAACCUGUUCUUGGAUCCAGAACUGCAGCGGAUGAAUUCAAAAUUAGUUAUCCAGAAUUUUCCAAAGUAGACCUGCAAAAUUCUGACCUUCCUUUCUCCUACUCUUCUGUCAACAGUCUGGAAUCUAUUACAGAUAAUGAAAUAAAAAAUAUUGAGAAGAGAUCCGUGGAAAAUUCCAAUAUUGAUGAAAAGUUAGAAGAUAAAAUCAAUGCGUAUUCUGUGUCAGUUGUUGAUAAUGACUUAGACGCACCUGCUACGGAUUUCAGUAACACUUUUUACUCUACAAGUAUCCUGAGGGAUCCAGCAAAUGCAGAGUUUUAUCAGAAAAUUCAACCAACAAAAUCAGAUGAUACGGUACAACAAAAUUUUUUCAGCAAGACCUUGGAAGACAACAAUUAUUACAGGAAUGAGGGGGAAGCCAAGAGGGCUUCGGCGAAAGGGAGAGCUCUUCCCCUGCCGAAGCCCCGUUCUGCCUCAGAUAUGGAUGUCCAGAGUCACAACAGCAGCUUACAGACCUCGAGCCAUAGAAGUGACAAACCCAGUCCAGACAUACACGACAUCAUCAAUGGAUUUGUCAAACUCCUCAAUGGAAACGUUCAAGUCCAGGUGAAUACCAAUAAUCGUCCUUUUGGUGGUCGACCACUGUAUCCGGUGAGGACCAGGAUCAACAAUAGAGGACCCCCAAGAAUCACAGAUGUUCCUCCUAUAGACUUUGACCCUCCAGUUCCUUCCAGACCUUCCAUGGGAUCAAAACCACCACACCCUUUAAACAACCUCAAAAUACCACCUCCCUAUCCGUUUGAUAUACCUCCUCCAAUAUCUUCUCUCCCUCCUCAACCAUCAGUCAUAAGGCCAUUUUUAUCUGGAAUUCCAUUACCAGAACAAAUAGUUCCUAAAGAUCCUAACACGAUAAGUAUUACUUCUGAAAGCAACAUUCCACUUGAAAACUUUAACAAAUCGUAUAUUGCUCCAUCUAAAACUAAAUUCAGUCCCUUUGGAAAUGAAUACCAAAAAACAAAGCCUGGAAGCCUUAUAAACAAUGAGACUGACCCCGUCAAAGAAACUAUGAAGAAGCCUAUUCCUUAUAAACCAACAAAUUCUUUCAUUCAACCAUCAGAAAUAACUCCUCUCACUACACCCACCUUGGCUGUAAUUCAAAAUAAAGAUCCCAUUUACAACGAAAGCACAUCUAUACAGCCAGGAACUACAUCACUAUUAGAACAAAAUAUGAACAACACUUCCCAUCAGAGUAUAAAGCCAAAUUCAGAUCCAGGAUCCAGACCAGGAAUGAUCAGCGUUAAUGUAUCAACAUCUGUAUUUUCUGUCGAUAACUCAUCUCUAAGUACUAAAGAAGAAGGAUUAUCAAUCAUCGAUAACAAACAUAUAACCACUACUAUAAAAACAACAACUCCAAAAACAACUCCAAAACCAUCAACUCCAAAACCAACAACUCCAAAACCGACAACAGUAGAGAUAUCAUCCAACAAACCUCCUACUGUCAGUAAGCCAUCAACUCCUCUGAUAGAAUCUUCCAUGGCUGAAGUGUCAACUCCUGAUCCACAAAAACCACAGUGGGGAGAUUCGACUUCUUCCACCAGUACCACUCCUCUUCAGUCAGAAACGAACUUCAAGUACUAUCCUCGUCCUGGGAUAGUGCUGGACGACCCAGAGUACAAACCGGGUGGUGGUUCUAUGGCGUAUCAGCCCAUCGUUACCGCACCCGUGGCUCUGAGACCCACCAGCUCUGGAGAGGUGUUUGAUGUCACGGUGUCUGCCAUUCAGGGUCCUAGCUCCUCCAAUACAGGCCAUCCCUACAUCUACCCAGUAGACAUAGAAGGUGUGCAAGUAGGAGGUGCUGGAUCGGGGGAGGUGUCAGUUAUCACGACCGCAGAGGCCGGUCAACACUUUGUGUCCAUCGACGGCAAGAGGACCUACAUCAACUUGUUCAACUCUUCACCAUCUGUGGCUCCAACUGCAUCCAAGAAACAGUCCAUCAUCAAACCUACAGGGACAUACAGUGUGGGUAAAGUGGGGAAUGAUUAUCCUCAAAGCAACGCCAACAAACGACCAGUUUUCCAUCGCCGACCUGCACAUCCUCCUGUCCGCAUUGACACUUGUAUCGUGGGUGACGACUCCACAUGUGACAAGGCCCAGAAUGAACGCUGCCGUACGGAGGUGGGUGUAUCGUCCUGCCACUGUCGCCCGGGCUACAGCCGCAGAAAACAUCGGGAACCUUGUAUACGUGUAGUGUCUAUUGUGAUGUCACUGCGAGUUGACCGGAUGUAUGAUCAGCGGCUGACAUGGACGGAUAAACUACGUGACAAAGACUCUCCAGAGUAUCUUCAUCUGGAGUACGAGUCAAGCAAUGCGAUUGAGUCAGCCAUGCAGAUGACUCCAUUUUCUGAUGAGUUCCUUGGGUGUAGAGUGAACAGCCUGUACACUGUUCCUUCUAGGCACUCAACAGGAUUGUCACCUGUCUACGUGAACUUGACCCUCCAACUGGAGGAGAGUGCAGAGACUCUCCGUCCAGCCAUCAAAAAGGACAUCCAGAGACAUCUGCUGGGUGUGAUCCACCGUCGGAGCAACAACAUCGGUUCCAGCUCUCUGUGGGUGGACAGUCCUGCUGGCUCAGUCUCGCAGUUGGAAGAUUUGGAUGAGUGUCAGCACACAGACUUGCAUGACUGCCACCUAGUAGCGACUUGUAGCAACACGUUUGGCUCGUUCCACUGUGUCUGCCCAGAAGGGUACCGUGACCCUUGGGCUGGCAAUAACCACCACAGCGGUCGAGAGUGCCACACCUGCCCCCAGGACUUCUGCAACCACCGGGGAGAAUGUAGAUACCAGAACGACCAGCCAGUCUGCAAGUGUGCUGGAAGCUACUAUGGAGCACAGUGUGAGAUUGACGGGGAGGUUCUCGGGGUGGCCAUUGGAGCCUCUGUUGCUGCCGUUAUCAUCAUCGUGUCCACACUGGUUUGUCUCUGUAUGUGGAGCCGAAGAUGGAGUCGUGAGCAGAAGGUAGCGGCAGGCAUGGGUUCACCUGUUUUUGGCUACAUGGCCACAACACGCAACAACACCAUCAAGACACCCGCUGUAGGGACAUCUCCCUACCAAGUAUCUCUUGAGGAUCGGUUACGCUGGGCCCAGAUAGCUGAUGUAAUGGCUCAAGCAACUAACCACUAUGCAGUUUUACAGCCAGAACCUGGUGGAAUAGCCACAAGGCCAUCAUCUACAAUAUUCGGGUACGGGGGGACCCUGCCCCACCUCUCUGCGCCAAUACCCAUGCCAAGACUGAGUCUGAGGCCAGCAUCAGUACAUGGAACGCGAGCUGCGGACAGCAGCUGCAGUGAGGAGGAAGACAGGACAGACCUCCUCGGUAGAAAUUUCCAUGUUCCUCGACCCAAGAGUAGAUCUUCUGUAGCAAACCAGAGUGGGAUCUACUACGACGUGGACUACGAACAGCAACCAGUGCCUACUUGUAUUCCCAUGAAUACGUAUACGAUGAGUAACAGGUCUAACUACUACUGCACUUGAGCCGAACCUCUUCCAUCUGCUAGCAUUCUGCUCCCAAUGACAAUGUCUCUAGCUCUUCAGACUACGAAAUUGUAUAUAUUGUAUUUCACUUUAUUAUGUUUGUAAAUAAAUAUUGAUUAUAUUCUUACCAAACAAAAGAGUUAUGAUUUUUA